Puma concolor (puma) is the source of this 1707-nucleotide messenger RNA. NCBI's taxonomy places the organism in Eukaryota, Metazoa, Chordata, Mammalia, Carnivora, Felidae. The record is from RefSeq and is a predicted model, not a curated record.
AUGUCUGCUGAAGAUGAUCAGUCAUCAAGACGAACAUCACCCCUUCGCUCUGCCACAACGUCCCAGAAUUCCACACAGACCAUAUCUUCGGAGGAGGAGAUCGAGGAAGAAGAGUGUUCAGAGAAAGGCUAUCUAUUUCCUGAAGAGGAAGAGUAUCUGGAAGAGGAGGAAUAUCUGGAGGAAGACGACUACCUGGAGGAGGAAAAGUUGCUGAAGGGGAAGGCGUACCUGUAUGGAGAGGGGUAUGCGAAGGCGGGAGAGCAUCUACAGGAGGAAAAGGACCUGGAAGAAGAGUAUCUGUUGGGAAAGUAUCUGGAAGACGGUGAGUAUCUGGAUGAGGGAGAGUAUCUGAAGGGAAAAGAGGAACCCGCUCGGGGGACCACCUUCCACGCCGCCCCUCCUUUCGUCUCUGAAUUGUCCCACCGGUCUCCAUACCAUGAUGCGAUGCCUUCCACAUCCUCCGUGCAGCAAGAUGGAGAACUUCUGGCCUGGCAUGACGAGAGCACUCAGACAGAAUGGAUCUAUGAGAGCAAGUUGGACUGGUUCCUCGGGGUGAUGGGCUGUAUCCGGAUGAUCACGUGGACAGUGGCAAAUGGGAUUCUGUCUCAGCAGGCAGGCAAAGCCAGCCCGGAUUCAGAACCAGCCAAAAUCAUCGGCAGCGUUCUCAACAGCUCCUAUCAGGUAGUGUUUAGGACCGUGCUCAAAGAAAUGGCUGCUCGCCAAGAACUGGAAGAGGAUAUUGACAUCCCCCUGACUGGGAUUCUGGAGAGUGAAACCAGGAGGAAACUGGGAAUUCUGUUGAAGAAAAAUUUUGGAAAAUACAAGCAAACAAUCCUCUGGAUUAUGAAGAAACGUGAAAACUUCCUCACGGCCAAAACUGCGGAGACGUCGACUUUCACAUUUCACUUAUGGAAACAACCACCACAAGGUGAGGAGCCUGUGCCAGAAGCCAAAAAAACUCGUCGUGUGGUUUAUCGUAAGAAGAAAUUGGAAGUAGAUACGGGAUGGGUCCACAGCAAGACUGAGGUGCCUCAAGGUGAUGGAAAAUUAAUUCUCUACCCCAGUGGGAUUGUCUUCCAAAUUCUCUUUCCUGAUGAAUCGGGCCAAAUACAUUAUCCAUCAGGAAAGCUGGCUAUGCUCAUCCUCAGUACAAAACAGAGAAAGUUCAUAUAUAUCAUUCUAGAAGACAGUGAAGAAGGUUGUGUCCGGGCCCUUAUCAACAACUCCGGCCAUGCCACCUUCUACGAUGAAAACAAAGCAAUCUGGUUGAGCCUGAGCCAAAACCUGGGCUACUACUUCCCCAAAGGCAAAUACCAGAAGGCCUGGAACUGGUGGAAUCUGAACCUGCACGUCCACGCGCCGCCCGUCCAGUCCAUCUCCUUGAAAAUCAACCAGUACAUCAAAGUACAAAUAAGGAGCCAGGACGAGAUCACCUUCUGCUUCAACCACCAACAGAAGCACAUCCGCUUAAACCUGGGCACCAAGUACAAGUCCAUAACCCCGGAGGUGCUGAGUGAAAUGAGGCAGAAAGCAAUCCUGGAGGUAGAAUGUGGUUCAGCGGCCCAGAAGAUGCAGACCCUCCUGGGAAAAAUGAGUAAGAUCCUGAAUUUCCUGACCAUCCCUGAUUUGGAAAACUUCAUAGAGGCUGCCAGUUCCUUGGCAGUAGGCAACAUGAAACGGAAGGAGAAAUCGUACCUCCCAGACUAG